AUGGUCUUCUGGAAGGUCUGGGUCCCCUGGACACUUCUGCUGUUUUUGGGAUUCUGGUUAUUGUGGGUGGGUUCUGGAGACGGGGAAACGUUCCAGAUCACCGCCGUGGCACAGGCGCCAGCGCAAGGCCCUACGCCUCCUCCGUCUUCACCACGGAUCAAUGGCUCCAAAAGGUCGACAGCCGGACUUUUCCGCGACCCCGUUGCUGUCGCGGCCGACCAAUCUGUGCAACAACUUGCGCAGUCUCAGGCAAACGCCUUAGACAAGCUCGGAAAGCGUAUCAACGGCAACCUGAGAGCCAAACACAGCUUGCAGGAGGCGGCCACCGCUUGGCUGGGAAAAAUUGGCCAGCACCUCGCCGAAGCCAUUGCCGCUCUUCAGCAAGCUUCGGUCAACCUGGAAGCCAGUGCACAGGAGCAAGUGGACAAAGCUCUGGGAGGAAUGGGCCCUAUUUGGAACCAAGCUCAGGAGGCCGAGGUGCUGAGAUUGGCGGCAUGUCUGCGGGCUUUCAGCGCUGUCGGUGGCGGCGAGGCUGCAAUUGCAGGAGCAUCUUCUACAGGAGAUGCUGGUGGCCCUGGUACGAGCAGCUUCGCGGCCCCUGGCUCUGCUAUGACCCGCUCGCCGUUGGGCGAGGCAGAUGGCUCAACCCUCUCGACACCAGCCAGGUCUUCCACGUCCGGCGAGGCCAUGGAUAUUUCCAAUCCGGAUCUUUCGGCAAAGCGCAGGUGGAACCAAAGGGGCAAUCGACAUCCACGUCCUUCAAAAAGUCCUCGCCGCGAGCUGGACUUGUCAGCCGAGCCCUGGCCCAGGGUAGCUACAGGACUCACGCCGGAUCGACCACAGCGGCCCCGGCCCUCAGCAGACGAGGAAGAGCUCAUACCGGCGGUCGCGACCCCUCCGUAUACCUGGGCCUCUGCAUGGUGCCACAUCUCCAGGCAUUGUUGGGAACUCGGCGCAGAGCAUGUUGGCCAUGUAGCCACAUCGGAUCCGCAGGAACAGGUGCUUCCGGUGCUCCAUCUCAUUGCAGAUCCGGAACAGGUGGUGACGGAGGGCGAACGGCUCUGGGAGGCCUUGCAGCAAUCCAUUCAGCAGCUAGAGUCGGACGCGGAUACUGGACGCUUCGUGGAGCAGCUCACCUUGUGGCUGGAAGCCGUGCGAGAAAGACCCUUGGCUCUUCCCUCAGUAAGGCAAGGACUACUCACUUUGGCCCAUGCAGUUUCUGGCAAUAUUUACAGUGUGGACGGAUUUGGACCGUCCACCGCACAAGAAUGGCUUUUUCCUGCGGAGCUCCUAGCGCAAGAGAUUCCCUUGGUGGGUCUCUUACCCACAACUUGGGACUCGAUGGCCUUGAGGGUCCUUGUGACGAUGCCGUGUCCGAUGCGCAGAGUACCCGAGGCGCAGCCUCUCCCGCUGCCUGCCAUCUCCCUGGCUCUGGAUCCGCCAUCUCUGUUCUCAGGUGCUUUGCCCCAGGUUGCAUCCAGGUGGCGUGACCUCCGAGGCAUUGCGUUCGAGGGUGUUCACGGGAGACUGGAUUUGCCCCAGCACAUCGAUGUGGUCCAAGACACCGUCACUUUCCGUUCAGGUGACUGUUUUCGCAUUGAUACGGAACAUGACCAUUCUGCUGUUUCGGAAUAUGCGCGUCUCGAGGACGUUGAUCUUGAGACUGCAGAGGCCUCUCUUCAGCCCGCCACGACAGAUGUCUCGAGCAGCAGUCGACCCUGGCCCACCUUCGCGGGUCUUCUUGGAUGCCUUCUGCUUUCGGCUUGUCAGUCUCGGCCCUGGUGUUGGACUAUUGGAGUCGUCUCUUCCGUGGCUAUGCAUCGGCCGGGUGGUUUCCCCUGGCCGGUCCCACCGCACGAGCGUGUCUUCCGCCUCCCCAACAUCGACGACCAUGUGCAGGUGUUGUACUACAGCCCAUUUCUUGGCAUUGGCAACUUUCCUGCCUACUGGGCUGCUCCGGACACAGCUCAUAGUACCGCAUGGGCACAGUUUCUUAAUGAUGACGCGGCAUGGGCUACAGAUUUUUUCCCAGUGUGGCCGGGUCUGCAUUUCAAUGCCCUGGCUUUUGUCCCUGUUGGAAAUGAUCGCGCUACCGUUACUGUGAUCUUGCACUACAGAGGCUUCGGCCGUGCGGCCCUUAUGCCGCGCACGGUUACUGACUCGUGGUUGCAGUCUUUCGCCUCACAACAGGUCAGCGCCGAUGUUGAGGACAUUUUCCUGCCGCAUGCCCUGGAGGCCUGGCGCUUCUACGAUGUCCCGCCGCCUGACUAUCGCUUGCGUAAUGGCGACGUGAUUUACCUUCGGGAUCGUGUCUGGGGGCGGGACCCUCUUGAAGUUGAAGACCCGUGGGAUAUCCAGACCAGCGGCACAGGCCAACAUGCCCCAUGGGCGAUUGGUUUUAGGCUAGAUAGUGACACCGUGGUUGACAUACUCCAGCCUGGACAACGCCCGACAUUGGCUACGAUUCCGGCUGGGGAGACGUGGGCACCGGUACAAUGCACCUUUUCUGGGGAAUUCCACCUUCGAUACCCGGGGAUGUGGACACCGGUGCAAUGGUCAGCCUCCAGCGUACCUCAGCUUAUGCUGAUAAAUGGUGUAGCUGCUGAAGCCAAUGUUGUGGUGGCCCGGGCGGUCCCCCGUCAUGUUGGCCGGGAGUCUCUGGCUGCAUGCACGGGCCUUGUCCGGGACUCGGUCGUUCUUGGGGGAGUGCCGUCGGCUUCCCUCGACGCUGGGGUUGAAAUCCGUAAUGGCGAUGUCGUCUUUGGAGAGCCUGCCCCCAGAUCCGCUGCAUCGCCAACGCAUCUGCUGCGGUGGUGGCUCUUAAUGCCUUUAGUUCGAGGCCACGCCCGUGCCCUCAGCUUUGCGCUCUGCUCCCUCCUUUUCUACACUGCUGACGCCAUGCAGCAGCCUCUGGCCUUCUCCUUCAAUGCCUAUCGUGUGGGCCGUUUCCCUUGGAGGGAGGAUGAUCCGGAAACCGACAUCGCGACUCUUAGCUCGCAUGAUACGGUCGACACUGUGUAUCUAAGCCCGUUCUCGGGGCCCGGCCAGGUUGUCACGUUGCCCACAACCUUCUCGGUUUCUGCCUGGUCUGCUGCUCUGGUCUUGCAGGAUCCGGAUUGGGGCGCCACUGCAUGCCCCGUGUGGCCCACUGUUUCUGCUGGUGCCAUGGUGGCAGUCCCCCGCCCCCCAACUCGAGAUCUGGUUUGUGUACAUGUCACAUCGCAUCUCGAGCACUUUGCCCUGUGUAUUCCGCGGGUCACAUCUGUUGCUUGGCUUGUUGGCGCACUCCGGACUGCACGGGUCUUGGAUGUUCUGUCGCUCCGAAUUCCCCCAGCCCUAGGGCAGAGCUCAGGCGAUAGCCAGGAUGAGAUUGCUUGGCGCCCUGGCGAUCUCAUCGUGGCUCUGCCGCCCGAUGCUUUCACCGGACUUUUCCAAACCCCGGUAUUCACUAGGGCCGAACAGCUUCGUCAUUGUGCAAUAUGGUCUUUGGACUUCUGCUUGGCUGCGAAGUCGGACGCUGUUGUCUGGCAACCGGACACCCGGCCCCUUCUUACUACAGUGCCUCGUGGAUCUCGCUGGAGCGCCCUUGAUGCCACGUUCGAAGGAGCAUUCUCCGAUCGUUAUCCAGGGAGCUGGGCUCCUGUUCCUUGGAUCGCGGAAGACCGCCCUCACCUUGUCCAGAUCGCCGCUUCUGACCGCUUCGUGCAUGUUGUGGUGGAAACACCGGCUGCCUGCUUUUGCACGGCUGUGCACAUGCAUACUGACCGACUGCAGCUCAGGGCUGAUCUCCCCUCUUUCCAGGGUCAACCCCGUGUUCUCUCUAUUCCCGACGAAGAACUUCAGCAGGGCACCACACUUCGCGAUGGAGAUGUCGUCAUAGAGAUUCCCAGCUCCAGCUAUCACCUUCGCCCCAUGCGUCUUGGUCUUCUUGGAUCACUGUUUAUUGCAUCCUCUCAUCGAUGGCUAUGGUUUGGGAGCUUGGGCGUCAUCUAUAGCCUCCAGUGUCAAGUCUUGCCAUGCGGUGCUAGCAACUCGGAUGCCCCGAGCCCUGAUUCGUCGGAAGCCCGCACCAUUCGCUCACGCCUUGGCCGGGGUCGCCGGAGAUUGCUGAGGCAGGCCACUCCCACUGUGGAGGUCAUUCGAGGGCGGUUGUGGUUCCUAAGUUUGCUACUCUCCCACAACUUGCCUUUGCCGCUUGCCGUGGCGAAGGAGGUCAAGGAGGACUACGGCUUGCCUGAUUGGCUGCACUACCGCGCCCCUCAGGAGGCACUUAGCGCAGCCUCCUGGGCACUACCAUUUGUCCUGGAGGCUGGAGGCUCAGCCCGCACCUGGAUUCCGGCCUUGUCGGGUUGUCUCCCCGACCUCCACCUGAUCAGCCCCGGGGCGCCUCUGGCUGCACAUGUGUUCUGCGUCGAUAGCCGUGAAAACAGAUACCCUUUGGUUACUGCCCAUCUUGGCGGCCCUGAUGCUACCGGACCGCCUUUUGGAUGGCAUUGGCACCCCAGCAUCGCAGCUACCUCCCCGACUCGGCUGCGAGAUGGUGACGUUCUAGUGGUAGACCCAACUGCUGAACGGAUCUGGGAUCCCCUGGCCGGUGUUCCGCCAGCUAUCGCGCUUGAUAAGCUAGCUGUCAGUGCGUCUCUGCUGCUAACCGGUCGCCCCCUUGUCGGUCUUCUCCUCCUUGUUGGACUGCCCGCUGUUGAGAUUACUGGGAAGAAUCCCUAG
Messenger RNA from Symbiodinium necroappetens, 4725 nucleotides. NCBI's taxonomy places the organism in Eukaryota, Dinophyceae, Suessiales, Symbiodiniaceae. The record is from the annotation of a GenBank genome assembly.